AUGUACACAACUACACAUUGAAUAUGUUCAUUUUUCCUUCAGCUCCGUGGAUUCCAGUGGAUUCCGCAGAUUUGAAUUGCGAUAGAAAUUGAUUUUUAUAAGUGCAAAAUUAAGCUAAAUAGCCUCGGAAAAUGUCGGUCAAACUAAAUACAACUAGCUCGCCAUCAGUUGAAUUAAGCUCCUAUCGUGAUCAACAUUUCAAGGGAACAAGAGCUGAACAGGACAGGCUACUAAGAAAUUCCUGUACUUUAUAUGUUGGGAAUCUGUCCUUUUAUACGACGGAGGAGCAAAUAUACGAAUUAUUCUCCAAAUGUGGAGACAUAAGACGAAUAAUUAUGGGUCUUGAUAAAUAUAAGAAGACACCAUGUGGCUUCUGUUUUAUUGAGUACUACAAUAGAGCCGAUGCAGAAAGUUGCAUGAGGUAUAUAAACGGAACUCGGUUAGAUGAUCGAAUCAUCAGAACUGACUGGGACGCGGGCUUUAUCGAAGGCCGACAAUAUGGUCGUGGAAAAACAGGAGGACAAGUGAGGGACGAGUACCGUUCAGACUUUGAUAGUGGACGAGGUGGUUACGGUAAAAUAAUACAACAGAAAGUAACAUCGCUUUCUGACGGUGGAUUUGGACGGUGAAAGUCCAAGUGUAAAUAUGUUUAUAUAUUAAGCUUAUUCUAAGUAAUAGUAAAAGUAAGGAAUAAUUUGGUGAAUUAGAAAAUUUCGAUACUUUGAAUAAAUGUUUUGCAUCACAAACAAAGGAAA
Messenger RNA from Acromyrmex echinatior (Panamanian leafcutter ant), 755 nucleotides. RefSeq names its product cap binding protein 20 (gene Cbp20). Gene Ontology annotation, biological process: mRNA cis splicing, via spliceosome. Lineage: Eukaryota; Metazoa; Arthropoda; Insecta; Hymenoptera; Formicidae. Gene Ontology annotation, cellular component: nuclear cap binding complex. The record is from RefSeq and is a predicted model, not a curated record. Gene Ontology annotation, molecular function: RNA cap binding.